Enterobius vermicularis (human pinworm) is the source of this 882-nucleotide messenger RNA. NCBI's taxonomy places the organism in Eukaryota, Metazoa, Nematoda, Chromadorea, Rhabditida, Oxyuridae. The record is from the annotation of a GenBank genome assembly.
AUGUCACUGUUAGAUACGUUCAGAUUCGAUCAUGAGAUGUUACUUGAUGUCGCCAGUCGCGUACAGCGGCUUAAAAUGUUCCCUUACUUUGACAUUGCUCAUUAUAUUUUGAUGACUAUAGCGGUUAGAGACGAUCUUGCUAAUGGAGCCGCUUUGUUUUCCCGAAAACAUCCAUUGAGUUGUUGGUUAUCUUCAAUCCUUAUGUGUUUCGCUGGUAGUUUCCUGGCGAAUUUUCUUCUUGGCGAACCGGUCAUCGCUCCCUUCAAGCGAACUGAUGACAUCAUAACGGCAACAAUUGUUUGGUACCUGGUUUUCUACUCUCCAUUCGACAUUGUUUACAAGAUCUCAAAACUUUUGCCCGUAAAAGUGGUCCUUUGUGUUCUCAAAGAGUUUUUAAGAGCGUACAAGGUUGCUCAUGGCGUCUCUCAUGCAGCGAAACUUUAUCCAAACUCACUUCUUAUCCAUAUAAUUGUUGGGACCGCGAAAGGAGCUGGCGCAGGUAUUGUUAGGACUUUUGAACAGCUUGUUCGCGGAGUAUGGAUGCCAGCUCACAAUGAGAUGUUACGUCCAACAUUUGCUACGAAAGCUUGCCUCCUGGCUUCUAUCGUCUUUGCAUUUAAUAAGCAGUCCUAUUACAUCACCACACCUCAUGAUGUUGUUUACCUGUGCGUUAUUGGAUUUUUCGUGUAUUUCAAGCUUAGCGCUGUUCUUCUUAACGUGCAGGACCCAUUCGCACCGUUUGAAAAUCUGUUCUGUGCAGUAUUUAUGGGUGGUAUUUGGGACGCUAUGUCAAGAGCUGUAAUUGCAAGUCGAGAACGGCGAUUGGGCGGGAAGAAAAUAGAGAAUGGUAACAUACCGGGCGAGGUUAAAAAAGAACAGUGA